AUGUCCGGACUAAAGUCGAAUCGCAUCGGAUCCGCCAAUGUCGCGUUGCGGCUCGGUGGGACUGCAGUGAUCGUAUCGGUCAGCUUACUCCUUGGCAAGGCCAGGAUCAAAGACAAAGCGGGGUGGGCUUACAGUUCAGCAAGCCUGCCAAAUGCUCCAGAUGCGGUCGACCUGUGCGUGGUGGAACCAGAACAGCGGAUCGCCCGGCGAGGUGAAGAGGUCGUUGUCGAUGCCCGAGAUGAACGUGUGGCCGGCUGCAUGGGGGCCUGCAAAGAAGACGCUCUGGAAGGUGCGGAUGUCGGUCAGAUUGACCAGCAUGAACUGGACGACGUCCCAGUUGGCCGCCAUCUGCAGGAGGGUGUUGUUGAAGUCGCGGAUGAUUGGACGCGGGUUGUACCCCAGUCCGUCUGGCCGCGGGUUUGGAGGCACGUACUCGCCGUUGUCGUACGUGUACAGCACCGGCCCAAGGUGCUGCUCCCAGUUGACGAUCGGCCCAUCGUAGAUGUGGCCGCCGCCGGUCCCCGGAGGAGUGUAGACGCCGAUGGGCGGCGCAUCGGGCGGCAGAGGCCACUGUUGGAUCGUGCCAUUGCGAUUGGGGAUGUACUCGCCGUUGCCGGAGAGCGAGGUCAUGGAGCCAUCGUACAGAGGAUUGGCGGUGGUGGGCAGGGUGGCCCAGUGCGACCACUCCCAGUACGGCUGGUAGCCCUUGUAGCCGCACUCGUCGCGCAUUGCCUUCUCAUACAGCCAGAGGAAAUGGCGGUGCCAGGCGAAGAAGUUGGCGGUGCCGUGGAUGAUUGGGGUGUUGAGGAUGUGGGUGGCCUGGAAGUCGUCGAACCGCGAUCGGGCCCCAGGGACCAGCGCAGGGUCGAAGAUGGAGGGUCGCUUGGCCAUACACUUCAGCGCGUCGAUGUAGUCCCGCCUCUCCCUCUUGCUGAGAUUGCUCCUGUCCUUCCUCGGGCUGGUAUAGCCGUGGGCAAGGGUCACAAAGAGGGCGAGAAUGGCCCAGACAAGAGGCCUCGAGGGGAGCAUGGUGAUGACGACGACGGUGGAUGA
Molecule: messenger RNA, 1053 nt
Organism: Aspergillus mulundensis
Lineage: Eukaryota; Fungi; Ascomycota; Eurotiomycetes; Eurotiales; Aspergillaceae
Exons: 3
Coding region: 1-1053 (350 amino acids)
Source: RefSeq, a predicted model, not a curated record